This is a messenger RNA of Scheffersomyces amazonensis, 1092 nucleotides long. RefSeq names its product cell-wall agglutinin N-terminal ligand-sugar binding-domain-containing protein. Gene Ontology annotation, molecular function: cell adhesion molecule binding. The record is from RefSeq and is a predicted model, not a curated record. Gene Ontology annotation, cellular component: fungal-type cell wall. NCBI's taxonomy places the organism in Eukaryota, Fungi, Ascomycota, Pichiomycetes, Serinales, Debaryomycetaceae. The transcript has a single exon. Gene Ontology annotation, biological process: cell-cell adhesion. Bases 1 to 1092 code for a protein of 363 amino acids.
AUGUUGGUUGGAUUUUGCCUUUCUAUUUCCUUAUAUGCUAUACAUGCUCUUGCUGUUGCUGUAUUAAUUCCAUCAACUAAUCUUGUGAAUGUUGAGAAAAGAGGUCCAGUGUAUGGUGUAUUCACGGGUGUAACGGCUCCAACUUGGAGUGACGGUGGAAGCUGGGACUUACGUUACCCUUUUGCUCCAUUUUGGCUGAUUGUCUUUGAUUGGACAAUUUCUUACCCUUCUAUUCAAAGUGGAGAUACAUUUUCCUUGUCUUUAACUAAUUUAUUCGCCGUGUAUACCCCAGGAAGCACAUAUGUUAAACGUGAUACAACACAAACUGUUUCAUUAGCUGGACCUGAUGGUACUGUUUAUGCUACUUGUGAAUUGAUUCCAGCAACAAUUGUUUCAGUGGCAGAGCUUCAAUGUGUGGGAACAAAUGCCAUUGCUUCUGGUAUCGAUGUUAGUGGAUCAUUUACACUCGAGUUUGUGUUUAAUGCAGGGGGGUCCAUAAAUAACCCAGAUUUACAAGCUGCAAAGUCUAUAGUUGGUGCCCUUAACCAUCUUCUGUUUUCAGAUGGUGUAAAUAAUUUACCCUAUGAUGUUACCUUUGUUAAAGGGUCUCCUUCAAUAUCAGAGAAUCCAAACCAUUUGGUCUACGCUGAUAGACCAGUUCCAUGGGCUAAUUAUGAUUCGAUUUAUGUAUUAGGUGGUCUGUGUAAUGAUGAUAAUGGUGUUACAGCUGGGGCAUUGGGUACUUUGGGCAUUCUGAGUCCAAGUGGAAAUCUUGAUUGCUCAAGUUAUCAAGUUCAAGUAACUAAAGAUCUUAAUGAUUGGUAUUUCCCAAUUUCCUCCUUGGAACAAGAGGGAAUUUCUAUUACCUGUACUAAGACAGCUAUCACAGUAAAUUAUCCCUUCUUAAAGGAUAAUUACAGGCCAUUUAUUGCAAUUGAUGCCCAUACUUCUGGUGAAGAGUUUGAAAUUUAUUUUACCAACACCUAUAUUUGUCCAAAUGCACCUCCACAUAAUGGUCUUGUCAAUUAUCCUCCAGUUACUUAUGAUGCCACUGUUACUUUUGAUGGUUCUGGAUCCCCACCUGUUAAGUAA